Histoplasma mississippiense is the source of this 2403-nucleotide messenger RNA. RefSeq lists its product with no specific name. Gene Ontology annotation, biological process: DNA integration. Gene Ontology annotation, molecular function: nucleic acid binding. Lineage: Eukaryota; Fungi; Ascomycota; Eurotiomycetes; Onygenales; Ajellomycetaceae. The record is from RefSeq and is a predicted model, not a curated record. Bases 1 to 2403 code for a protein of 800 amino acids. The transcript has 3 exons.
AUGGCAGAGGAAGAUAUGACAACCUCUGGCUCAGCACACGAUACUGGCAAGAUGCCAGAACGCGAGGAAUCCGAGGAUGGCACGCCCAGUCCUAUGCCGAUACCUACGCCGAAUCCUAACGGCAUGGUGACCAUGGCAGCAGCAGAUCUCAUUGCACUCUGCGAGCGACUGAUAUCAGCACGCGCGCCGCCACCUCCUCCACCUCCUCCACCACCUCCACCUCCUCCGAACCCUAUACCAGAAGAAGAUCCGAACAUGCUGGCUCGCGAAUACCAGAAGGAAGCGCAGGCCUCGUUGAACACAAAGUCCGUCACCACGUUCGAUGGCACCAACUACCAGACGUGGAAGAUGGCGUUCUUGUCGGAUGCAGAAGUGAUCGGUGGUGCAGAUAUUCUUAAUAAGAACCAACAGGAACCACCUGAAGGUUUAUCAUCGCUCGAUCAGCGAUAUUGGGUGAUACGUUCAAAACUUCUCUUCCGUCGCAUGUUGCAAUCCCUAGUAGGUUCUGUCCGUUUGACCAUGGGAUCCAUUCAACCCGACAACGCGGCGGCCCUAUGGAACAAGGUAAGCGCAGUAUACGCGAUAUCCCUAGGGGAAGAAAGGAUUAACAUCCUUAAAGAAUUUACCCACUUGCAUGUCAAGGACGGUGAUUACCUGGCAUACGUACGCCGAUAUCAAUACCUGUCUGCUCGCAUGCGACAACUAACGGAGGACCGUGGUGAGAACUACCUCCAUGAUUUCUUUAUUAUCGGCCUCCGAGAUUAUCAGAGGACCUAUGUUAAAUCACGCCUCGAUACGUUCUACGGGACGGGUCAGGGUCCGAUUGUCAACCUAGAUAUCAACGAUCUCACAAAACAAAUUGCUCACCGGAUGAGUAAAUCAGAGGGUACUGGACGCCCUAAAGCUCCAAAGGCCAACGCGGCCACCAAUGAUAAUGACAACACAACUUCCGCCGCAACCGCAAAGUGCGGAUACUGCAAGGUCCCAGGGCAUAUAAAGGCUAAUUGCUAUCAUCUGAACCCUGACAAAGCGCCCGAGUGGUGGAGGAAAGAGAAUAAGGAUAAUAAGGGCACUGACAACACUGAAGGUGCCAAAAAGAAGGGAAAGGAUAAGAAGAAGGACAAGGAUGACGACAAACCUACUGGCACCAGAGCGCCAGAUCUCCUUGCAUCGCAACCUAAUGCCAACGCAGCAAUUGCUUUAUCUACGUCGUCCGCUACAACAUCCAAACCUUGGUAUCUCGACACCUGCGCAAGCUUCAAUAUGACGGGUGAAAGGCACUCGUUGGUGCGCGCAAAGUCGUUCGAAGGUGAUUUAGAAAUUACUACCGCGGACGGUGGCGUAGGACGGGUUGAGGAGAUAGGUGAUAUCCUUCUAGAAUCAGAAGGGGGGGAUAUCUCAGCCGUCCAUUUUAUGGCCAAAUCUUACAAUUACGGGGACGCAAUGUCGACAAUCGCGGGGAAACCUAACGAUCAACCUAGCGAUCGCAACCCCCUGACAAGAACACUCAUGGAAUGGCACGUCACACUAGGGCAUAUCCACGCUGGCGCGAUCAUUGCACUAGCGAAGGACCCAUCAUCCGGCAUCCGCAUCAAAGGAUCUAAAACAGGCUUCUUCUGCGAUAGCUGCGUCAAAGCAGGCAUGACACGCAAGUUCUCGCAAACUCCCAUGCCACGAGCGUUGCGAGCAAUGCAACGUGUUCAUAUCGACCUUGCUGGCGGUGGUCGUACGCUGGAUGACAUGUCCGAUUACCCUAUCGAAUCUCGUCAAGGGACCAAAUAUUAUAUGCUCAUCACCGAUGACGCCACCCGCUACAGGUGGAUCUAUUUUUUACAUACCAAGGACCAAGCUGUCGAAAUUUACGCUCACUGGGUCCAAUUCAUGAAAAAUCUCGGCUUCACGCCACCGGCGCUAGUUAGGACUGAUAUCGAUGGUGUCUUUCGAUCUAACAAGAUGACAACAAUGAUGACCAAAGAUGGCACUAUCUGGGAACCUACUACGCCCCAAUCUCCCCACCAAGAUGGUGUUUCUGAGAGAGGAAUCCGUACGAUAAUGACACGCGCAAGGGCAGUGCUUUUAGGCAUGAAUAUACCGAAGAAGUUCUGGGCAGACGUUCUCGAAACGGUGGUUGCAAUUACCAACAACACACCAACAUCUACCACCCUGUAUAAUGAGAAAUACUGGCCUACCAACAACGCCGACGAAGCACCUGCGCGAUGCCCCUAUACGGUCCCAUUCUCAGCACUAACCAACGCCCCGCCCCAACUUCGCCAUUUUAGGGAGCUAGGUGUUGAUGUUUACGCGCACCUUCAUGGAUCUCAAAAACCUACUGACAAGCUGUCCGCUAGGGCAGAAAUUUUUAAACUUAUAGGAUUCCGUGGAACCUACAACCUCGCAGGAUGA